GCAGGUAACGACGCCGUUUAGGAAUGCGUCAUCUUCCGGAUUGCGGUGAUUCAGGGUUUUUAGCUAACUCCCCAGCAGCUCAACAUUUGGCUGUGUUCACUGCUCUUCGUUUCUUAUGAAUCCCCACUUCACAAAUGGAGCUUCUUUCUCCCAUUUCCUCUUCUCAAUCUCCAAUCCUUAGUAAUGGCCUUUCACUCUUCUCUCCCAGAUUUUCAAUUCCAAAUUCGAAUAAGAAAAACCCAUUCAGAAUUCAAGCACCCAGCUCCAAAAUUUACAGAUACCCAAGACUUAAUCUUCCAAGAUGUAGAAGGAACUUGGUGAUUUUUGCCAGUUUUUCUCGUCCGACCAGGCGCAGAAACUCGCUGAGGAAGAAACUCGCUCAGGAACAACAGGUACGCCGAAUUCACAUUCCCAACAAUCCAAAUUCUGAUUUUCAAUUGCCUGAAAGAAUUUCUGAACGUAGUGAGAGUUCUGGUCGUGUUGGUAGUGAUGUUAGUGAUACUUCCGUUGAGACGAGACCAAAAGGUUUAGGUGAAUCUGUUUUGUGGAAUAGAUUGGAGAAUUGGGUUGAUCAAUAUAAGAAAGAUAUUGAGCUUUGGGGGAUUGGUUCUGGUCCUAUAUUUACGAUUUUUCAAGAUUCAAAUGGGAAUGUCAAAUGGGUUUCUAUCAACAAGGACGAAAUUUUAACGAGAAGCCAGGUUGAGCCAGUGGAUUUGGACGAUCCAAGGGGUGUGAAUCAUAAAAUCUCCGCCGCGAAAAGGAUUGCUAGAGAAAUAGAGAAUGGGAAGAAUGUGCUUCCAAGGAAUAGUUCAGUUGCCAAGUUCGUAAUUCAAGGAGAUGACGAGUCUAGCUUUCUUAAGGCUGCUCAGGGUUUCAGUUUUAGGCCCGAGGUUUUUUCCAAGUUUUCGGGAGUUGGGGGCUUAGUUCUAUGUAGUUUUCUCUUACUCUUUUCUUUGAAGAAGUUGUUCACUUUCAAAAAGGAGGAUAUUGAAUUGACUGAACUGGAGAAAGAAAUGAUGAGGAGAAAGAUCAAAUCUAGAAAGGAGAAAGAGGUUCUGGAGAAUGGUAGAGUUGAAAUUAUUCAAGUACGUGCAGAGCCACCUAAGGUGUCAUUUGAAAAGCCCAGCUUAGAUAAACAAGAACUUAUGCGUACUAUAGCAAAAGAAAAAUCAAAAGUACCCAUUACCAAACUGGUUUUAGGAGAGUCUACUGGCAAUCUGAAUUCAGGUGUUGCAGAUUUGAGUAACAAAAUUCAGGAAAUAAGAGACAUGGCCCGUGAUGCACGGAGAAUGGAGGCAAAAGAAGACCCCUUGUCUUUCUCUGAUGAAAAUAAUCUAUUGUCUGUGAACGGAAGGUUGCCCAAUGAAGAUGAAACCAUUGAACAUAUGGAUGAGGGUGCCUGUUUUCUGUCCGAUAAUUUAAAACAUGAUAAUCACGUUCUCGAAGAUGUGGAGAGUGGUUUGCUUCACAAUGUAGCUUCAGUAGAGACGAAGGAUUUGCAAGUCUCAAGCACUUCAAAUGUAGUGCCACAUCGUGGGAAGAGCAUCACAUGGGAUGUUAAAGAUUGUAAGACUUCUUUAGGAAUUAUGGAUUCAAUGCAAUCUGAUUCUUACUGUGAGACCCAGAAAGUAGAAAAAGAUUCAGAACAAAAGAAACUAAAGAUCAUAAGAACAGUGAAGGAAGCUAGGGAGUAUCUUUCUGAAAGACGUCAAAAACAAAAGCCCGAGGAGAAAAUUCAAGGCAGAACUACCCAAGAAUUUUCUGCUGCUCCAAGGCUGCCAAACGAUAAUGUAUUGGAAAGUGAGACAAACAAGGAAGCAGACUCAAAAAACAUACCGUUCAAAUCUUCCUUUUCAUUUGGGGCGUCAGAUUCUUCAUCUUUGGUCAGUGACAAUGUUGAUUCUGCACUUAGGGAUAAAAAUUCCAUCUCAGUGAAGGACGACCACUCUAAAAGCUCUGUGGAAGGACACUCAGUAGGUGGCAGAGUAAAUCUCCACAAGUCCUUGAAUCGUGACUGUAAUGAUAGUGAUACAGAUACCAUGCCAUAUGGAGAAAAGAAAAACUGGAUAGAAGAUAAUUUUGAUGAAGUUGAGCCUUUUGUUAGAAAGAUCGGAGUUGGCUUUAGAGAUAAUUAUAUAGUUGCUAGAGAAAAAGGUGAACAGCAAUCUGAUGCCAAUUCUACAUUAGCACAACUACAGUAUGAAAAUGACAAUGAGGAGGAGCUUGAGUGGAUGAAAGACGAAAACCUUAGAGAUAUUGUUUUUAAGGUUAGAGAAAAUGAAUUGGCAAAUCGAGAUCCAUUCUAUGCAAUGGAUCCUGAGGACAAGCUUACAUUCUUCAAUGGUCUUGAGAGGAAAGUUGAGAGAGAGAAUGAAAAGCUGUUGAAGUUGCAUGAGUGGCUUCAUUCCAACAUUGAAAAUCUUGACUAUGGGGCAGAUGGCAUCAGUCUAUACGAUCCACCUGAAAAAAUCAUUCCACGUUGGAAGGGUCCUCCUUUUGAAAAGAGCCCUGAAUUCUUCAAUGACUUCCUGGAGCAAAGAAAGGCAAUUUUUGUUGGGAAAGCUGGCCUGCCUCUUUCUAUGAAUAAAUAUGAGCAGAACUCCUCUAACCCCAAUGGUAGCAUCGAAAAUAUCGAUGAUCCCAAUAUGGAAAUUCAUAAUCAAGAAAGAAAAGAUUCUAUGACAAUUAUAGAAAGUAGUGAUGGAUCUGUUAGACCUGGUAGAAAACAAGGGAAGGAAUUUUGGCAACACACAAAGAAAUGGUCCCAGGGAUUUUUGGAAUCUUAUAAUGCAGAGACAGAUCCAGAAGUCAAAUCCAUUAUGAAAGAUAUUGGAAAAGAUCUUGAUCGGUGGAUUACUGAGAAAGAAGUGCAAGAAGCUGCUGAUUUGAUGGACAAGUUACCUGAUAGAAAUAAAAAAUUCAUGGAAGAGAAAUUGAACAAGCUCAAAAGAGAGAUGGAAAUGUUUGGACCACAGGCUGUAGUAAGCAAGUACCGUGAGUAUGCAGAAGAAAAAGAAGAAGAUUAUUUGUGGUGGCUAGAUCUUCGUCAUGUACUCUGCAUUGAACUUUAUACGAUGGAAGAUGGGGAGCAUAGAAUAGGAUUCUAUUCCUUGGAGAUGGCUGCAGACCUUGAACUUGAGCCAAAGCCAUGCCAUGUAAUUGCUUUUGAGGAUGCUGGUGAUUGCAAAAACUUUUGCCAUAUCAUUCAAUCUCAUAUGGAAAUGUUGGGGACUGGUAAUGCAUUUAUUGUUCCACGUCCGCCUAAGGAUGCAUUUCGGGAAGCCAAAGCGAAUGGUUUUGGUGUUACAGUCAUUAGAAAAGGGGAACUUCAGCUCAACGUGGAUCAAACACUGGAAGAAGUGGAGGAACAAAUCACUGAAAUCGGUAGCAAAAUGUACCAUGAUAAGAUCAUGAAGGAUCGUUCUGUGGAUAUUAGCUCUUUGAUGAAGGGUGUAUUUGGUUUGAGAAACACACCAAGGAGAGGAAGGUCAAAACGAAAGUUAAAGAAACUUAAGGAAAAGUGAUUAGUUGAAGUUGCGCAUUUUUGCUGAUGGACUCUCAACUGUGCGAUGACACUGAGGGUUGGAAUGGUAUCCCGAGCAGCAUAUGUGGUCAAAAAAUCUCCUAACCCCUGAUCAUCUGGUCAAAUUUAUGGUUCAGUCUUGUUUCAUGCCUUUCUCGGAAUACAUUGUUGAUGGCAUUCUUCCAAUCUAAUAGCCUCACUCACAUUUCUGAGGUGGCCAUGGAGGUCUUGUUCGCUGCAUAAGUUUCUUACAGAUUCCUGUCAAGAGCUGCCCUUCACCUCAUAUUAAGAUAUGACAAACUGAUGUAUCUCACCCUCGGUCAUCACAAAUGACAACGUCGCAGAUAUAUUUUUUCCAGAGCUGAUAUCAAAGCCUUCUUUGUGUACUGCAAAACUAAUUAGUUUUCUUUUAGAUUUGUGAAUAUGCAGUUGUAACUUAUUUAUCAUUUUACAAUCUGUAGAUUAUAUGGUAGUUCCUUAACCAAGGUUUGAUAACAAA
Messenger RNA from Benincasa hispida (wax gourd), 4022 nucleotides. RefSeq lists its product as uncharacterized. The record is from RefSeq and is a predicted model, not a curated record. NCBI's taxonomy places the organism in Eukaryota, Viridiplantae, Streptophyta, Magnoliopsida, Cucurbitales, Cucurbitaceae.